Chondrus crispus (carragheen) is the source of this 135-nucleotide messenger RNA. RefSeq lists its product as hypothetical. The record is from RefSeq and is a predicted model, not a curated record. Lineage: Eukaryota; Rhodophyta; Florideophyceae; Gigartinales; Gigartinaceae. The transcript has a single exon. Bases 1 to 135 code for a protein of 44 amino acids.
AUGUACUUCGCAUACCCACAUCCUUGCAAUCUCCAUACGAGGAUAUUCUUUGUACCACCGAAAAAUACCACUGUAACAUAUACCCUUCGCCCGUUUUGUCCCAAAAAUUAUGUCAUCCCAGUUUCUCGCACAUAG